Molecule: messenger RNA, 2863 nt
Organism: Gastrolobium bilobum
Lineage: Eukaryota; Viridiplantae; Streptophyta; Magnoliopsida; Fabales; Fabaceae
Product: probable inactive leucine-rich repeat receptor-like protein kinase At3g03770
Exons: 8
Coding region: 313-2664 (783 amino acids)
Biological process (GO): protein phosphorylation
Molecular function (GO): protein kinase activity; protein binding; ATP binding
Source: RefSeq, a predicted model, not a curated record
GUCCAUAACUGGUUUAUGAAGGACUUAUUGGAAGUUUUUGGUGACUUUUGGAGCAGCUAGUGAAUAUGUGUAACUGCAAUAAUCAGAUUUGCUUGGGCUUCUGCUCUUGGACUGAAGAAUCAAGCUUUAAUUUAGAGAAUAUUGUAAUCUAGAGCAUACAUUUAUUGAUUUACUUGAGCACUUUAUAGAAUAUAACAAAACCUCUCUCAUCUAUUGCAUACUUUUCCUCUUUGUUCUCCGUCAUAUUAACAUACUUCACCCUUUGGGGAAACAGAUCCAGAAUUUCAUACUCUGAUUCAGUUCAAUCUGCCAAUGGCAAAUAAGUUCCAUUCUUCAGUGCUUCUAGUUUUGGUUACAGUGUUACUUUCAAUCUAUUCUUCAGAGCAACUACAAUCUUCCCACUCUCAGACCCUUCUAAGAAUACAACAGCUUUUGAACUUUCCUUCUGUUUUAAGCAGCUGGAAAUACAACACAGACUUUUGCAACACAGAUUCAAAAUCUUCUCUUACUGUUGUGUGCUAUGAGAACACCAUAACUCAGCUGCAUAUAGUUGGUGAAACAAGAGCUUUGCUUCUUCCAAGAAAUUUCUCAAUAGAUUCCUUUGUCACAACACUUGUGAAGCUUCCAAGUUUGAAAGUCCUCACACUGGUUUCUCUUGGUAUAUGGGGUCCAUUGCCUGGUAAGAUUGCUCGUUUGUCAUCACUGGAAAUAGUUAAUGUUAGUUCAAAUUUUCUAUAUGGAGAAAUCCCUCAAGAGUUUCCAUUAUUGUCACAUCUCCAAACACUCAUUCUUGAUGAUAACAUGUUUUCUGGCCAUCUUCCUGAGUGGUUGGAUUCUUUUCCAGCCUUAACUGUGUUGAGUUUGAAAAACAAUUUGUUCAAUGGUUCUCUUCCGGAUUCGCUUAGUAGCUUGGAGGAUCUGAGAAUUCUUUCACUUUCUCAUAAUCAUUUUUAUGGAUCAGUACCUGAUUUGAACCGUUUGACAAAUCUUCAAGUGUUGGAAUUGGAUAACAAUGCUUUUGGACCUCAGUUUCCUAGGCUUGGUGGUAACAAGUUGGUUACUUUAGUACUAAGGAACAACAAGUUUAGGUCUAGUGCUCCUGAUGAAUUGAGCUCUUAUUAUCAACUUGAGAGACUUGAUAUUUCAUCAAAUACAUUUGUUGGGCCAUUCCAGUUAGCACUGUUAUCACUUCCUUCAAUUACUUAUCUCAACAUUUCUGGUAACAAAUUAACUGGGAUGCUUUUUGAGAAUGUGUCUUGCAAUUCUGAACUUGAAGCAGUGGAUUUAUCCUCAAAUCUUUUGACUGGGAGCUUGCCAAAUUGUUUAGUGUCAGAUUCCAAUGAUAGGACUGUUUUGUAUGCUAGAAAUUGUUUAGAGGAAACAAAUCAAGAUCAGCAUGCACAACCCUUUUGUCAUACUGAAGCCUUAGCUGUGGGAAUAUUACCUGAGAGAAAGAAGCACAAACAAGUUUCUAAGACAGUUCUUUCUCUUGGGAUAGUUGGUGGAACUUUUGGAGGAGUAGCACUUGUUGCUUUGCUUUUCCUUAUUAUUAGAAGAGGAAAUGCCAAAAGCAAAAUGAAGAAUCCUCCAACAAAAUUGAUAUCAGAUAAUGUAGCUUCUGGAUACACCUCUAAGUUAUUCUCUGAUGCAAGGUAUAUACCUCAAACAAAGAAUUUUGGAACAUUUGGCCUUCCACCUUAUCGAGCUUUCUCCCUGGAAGAGAUUACGGCAGCUACAAACAACUUUGAUACAGCUUCUUUUAUGGGUGAAGGUUCUCAAGGAAAGAUGAACAGAGGUCAACUGAAGGAUGGUUCACUUGUUGCCAUUAGAAGUGUGAAAAUGACCAAAAGCUACAGGACUCAAGACUUUAUGCACUACAUAGAGCUGAUAUCAAAAUACAGGCAUCAUCAUUUAGCAAGCGCUCUUGGACAUUGUUUUGAAUGUUAUUUAGAUGAUUCAAGUGUCCGCAGAAUAUUCAUUGUCUUUGAGUACAUACCUAAUGGCACACUCAAGAGCUGGAUCUCAGAAGGACAUUAUAGAAAGUCCCUGACUUGGACCCAACGCAUAGCAGCUGCAAUUGGAAUAGCAAAGGGCAUACAAUUUUUGCAUAGAGGGAUUGUCCCUGGUGCAUAUUCAAACAAUCUGAAAAUAACAGAUGUUUUACUUGACCAGAAUUUUGUUGCAAAAAUCAGCAGUUAUAACCUGCCUUUGUUAUCUAACAUGGGAAAGGUUAGUCAAGGAAAUCCUCUUAGUGGAUUCAAAAGUCCUAGUGUUAACAAAAGUGUAAAAAAUGAAGACAAAGCUGAUAUAUAUGAUUUUGGAGUAAUACUGUUGGAGCUCAUUCUAGGAAGGACAAUAAAGUCAAGGAAUGUGAACACUUUAAAGGAUCUGUUGCAAGAAAGCAUAACAGCUGAUGAAGAAGCUAGGAGGAGCAUUAUAGAUUCAGCAGUUAGCAAGGCAUGCUUGGAUCAAUCAUUGAGGACAAUGAUGGAGAUUUGUGUGAGGUGCCUAGUUAAAGAGCCAGAAGAUAGGCCCUCUUUAGAGGAUAUUUUGUGGAAUUUGCAGUUUGCUGCUCAAGUCCAAGAUGCAUGGAGAGGGGACUCUCAAAGUAGUGAUGGAUCUCCCAUCUCACCUUUAGCAUCUAGAAGAAUGACAUUCCAUUAGUGUCAAUACAGAGGUUUUUCACUUUUUGUGUUGAUGUAUAUUUGCUAAAAGCCUAGAAGAUAAAUGUUUACAGAAUGUGAGCUUUGUAGUUUCAGCAUCAGAAUAGUAUAAGUAUAUUUUGUUUCUUUUCACUCAAAAAACUGCUGAACUUCUAAUGAAAAAUUGUAUUGUCAAUACUUACACCAUUUAAGGUAAUGAA